UACAUUGCUGUUUUUUAAAAACAUAUUUUUUUCUAAUAUUCACAGUUUAAAAUAGUUAACUUAACCAUCAUCCGGUAGUUAAAUUUAGUGAAACAUAAAUAACAUAACGAAGAUGAGUGCUAAAGCGAAAAAAGCCGCGCCGAAGAAGAAACCAAAAGGGUAUAAAAUGCCAGUUCCUAUUCCUGCUGGAGAAGUUAUAAAUGAUACAAUAGGCAAGAGGAAGUGGAGAAUAGGCCCAUCGAUAGGUGUCGGUGGUUUCGGUGAAAUAUACUCGGCAUGUGACCACGAGAGUUCACCGAAAAAAACGUCCAACUAUCCGUUUGUCAUAAAGAUUGAGCCACAUGAAAAUGGUCCAUUGUUUGUUGAGAAACAUUUUUAUAUCAGAAAUGCAAAUAAAGAAGAAAUUGCCAAGUUUAUGAAAGCUAAAAAACUGACUACGUUUGGAAUGCCACUCUACUAUGGGAGUGGAGCACAUGACUUUAAAGGGGAAAAGUACAGAUUCUUGGUAUUGGAGAGGUAUGGCAAAGAUCUGUGGACUAUUUUUAAGGACAGCGGACGCUCCUUUCCACCUACAACUGUCUUCCAAAUUGGUGUACAGAUGCUAGAUGUGUUGGAGUACAUUCAUAGUAAGGGUUAUGUGCAUGCUGAUCUUAAAGGAGCAAAUAUCCUAUUGGGCCUCAAAAAAGAGACAAAAGACCAAGCUUACUUAGUGGACUUUGGUUUAGCGACCAGAGUCAACGAUAAAGAGUUCAAACCCGACCCCAAAUGUGCUCAUAAUGGCACCAUCGAGUAUACAAGCAGAGAUGCACAUAAUGGCGUGCCAACAAUGAGAGGUGAUCUAGAGAUCUUGGGCUACAAUAUGCUGCAGUGGUUAAUAGGAGAGUUACCAUGGGAGAAGUCACUCAAAACACCAAAAACUGUACAAAGUAUGAAGGAGGCUUUCAUGAAGAAUGUGCGGAGUGAGAUCAAACAGAAAUAUUCUAGUGUACCUGAAUCCUUAAUAAAGUUCUUUGAAUACAUAAACUCACUGCAACCAAAGGAUGCGGUUGACCAUCAGAAUUGUCGACAGUUAUUUGAAAGCUACCUCAAAUCCCAAGGAGUUAAAAAUAACAAGCUAGAUUUCUCACCAAAGAAGAAACUUAGUAAAGGGGACACAGCUACUGAAGAUUCUGCGGAUGAGACUGAUGAAGCGGAAAAAAAGGUCCCAAGAAAGAGAGCAGUUAAUGGUGUUAAAACAAAGCGGACUCGUAAAGCUGUGGUGUAUGAUAACUGUGAGAAUGAGGAGCCGAGUGAUAAUGAAGUCAAAGAUACCAAAAAGAGAAAAUCAUUAGAACCAUCCGUAGUCGUAAAAGUUAAGAGAACCAAAAUGGCGCCCAAAGCGACCCCGCCGGCUAAGAAGAACCACACGAAUAUUGCAACACAGACCUCAGUGGAGAAAAAGAGAAGCCCCAGACAGGUUUCUUUUGAUAGUCCCAUCUGUGAAAUUAUCGGAGAGAAGAAGACAGAGAAAAACAAAAGUAACGGCUCAAUAAACUCCAGCAAAGAUAUCUUUGAGGACUCCAUUUCUCCAGAGAAGAAAACGAAACCGAGAAGAAAGUUGCUGUCUGAACAGGAGGUGACUGUAAAGAGGGUUACAAAGAAGAAGCUCACGACUGUCAAAAAAGGCAAGUCAUGGAAAGAUACGCCAGCGAUCGCAAAUGGACGGUCGCCACCCAAAUAAUAAUCGGUUAGAACAAUGAGGCCAAAUUAACCCAUCGAUCAUGGAAUAACGAGACACAAUAGCUUAUCUAUUGUUAUCGCGGCCGGAUGCGGCCGCUUAGGGCUUCAUGAAUUUCUGGGCAGGUUUCAUAAUAUUAAUCAUCACAAGCGUAAUUGUAUUUCUAUACGACACACUGGCGCUUUUUUAUAUAUUAGGUAUGUUUAUUAUGGGUUGUGGAUAGCCCCUCAUAUUAUGAUACAUUUAAAUAUCUGUAGCUGAAACAGCUAACUUGCUAUAUAUUGUUUAAAAAUGUUUGCAUUUUAAUCAUGCUGAGCAUGCUAAUAAUGUGUCAUUUAUAAUAUUCCAUAUUGCCUAUCUGUUUAAAUCUCAUUUCAUUUUAAAGGUAGAGAAAAAUACAUGUUCAAACAAAUUGUAAUUUUGUCGUUGCAUUUUAUUUAACACAAAGAAGUGUCAUUUAAAUUGGUGGCAUUAUAUUGCUACGUAUUUAUCUUUAGGUAAGAUUGCUGGGUGUUAUCAGUUAUGUAGGUAGUUGCAAAAACCUAACUUGUUAGUAUUAAUUUUUGUACCUUUGAAGUUUUGUACAUUUUAAAUAGUUAUGAAUCAAAUGUCAGACUGGUAGAAUGUUUGACUGUUAGCGAAUAUACUGUACCAACCCAAAUUAGCUACCAUGUAAUAUUUGAUAAAAAAAAUGUAAGUAUUACGAGGAAUUUGUUCAAUUUUUGGCCCCUAUUUGAGGUUUGUUGGAUGGUUUGUUGUAUUUUGUGGGUGAACAUUUUCGGUACGAUUAAUCGGAUCUAAGUAAAAGCGAAGCCACAUUGCGGCGUCGUAACGUCGACCCAACGACGCUACGACGCCGCAACGAACGUUGCCGCGUUGGUAUUGGAGUUAUGAAUCAGCAAUGAUUAUUGAUUAGCAAAUGUAAACAUAAAUAAUCUGCCUCAAUGUUCAUUAUUUUCAAAACUACUUACGUGACUUAUUAACUGUUAUAUUAAUUGUUGCCAUCGUUAUUUUAACAGAAUCUGUUGGUUGUGGCAUAUCGUUAUGUACGACUUGAGUGAGUGUUUAUAUUUUAGAAAAUAAAAGAAAAUUCUUAAAAUUA
Molecule: messenger RNA, 2819 nt
Organism: Aricia agestis (brown argus)
Lineage: Eukaryota; Metazoa; Arthropoda; Insecta; Lepidoptera; Lycaenidae
Gene: ball
Product: serine/threonine-protein kinase VRK1
Exons: 6
Coding region: 113-1720 (535 amino acids)
Biological process (GO): signal transduction; peptidyl-serine phosphorylation
Cellular component (GO): nucleus; cytoplasm
Molecular function (GO): protein serine/threonine kinase activity; ATP binding
Source: RefSeq, a predicted model, not a curated record